Messenger RNA from Malaclemys terrapin pileata, 2495 nucleotides. RefSeq names its product perforin-1-like. Bases 16 to 1872 code for a protein of 618 amino acids. The transcript has 3 exons. Lineage: Eukaryota; Metazoa; Chordata; Testudines; Emydidae. The record is from RefSeq and is a predicted model, not a curated record.
GCUGGGGGGAGCGUGAUGACGGCUGAGACUGAGAACACAGGAGACCUCGUGCGGUGUCUUGGUCACCUUCAAAGCACAUCUCUCCCAGCAGAGACACAGACCAACCCUGGCUGCUGGCAGGCCCCAGAGCCGAAAUAUUCCUCAACUCAGUUCCUGAGGCAGGAGAGUUCAGAGGCCGACGGCCCCUCCUGGGUGGGGGAACACAUCACAUCAGCCAUGCCCAGAUGCGGUGCCUUCAUCCCCCUCCUCCUCUUCAUCCUCCCCGGGGCCUCCUCCCAUUGUUACACAGGCACGGAAAAUGAAUGCAAGAAGCAUGUGGCCUUCGUGCCCGGGCACAGCUUGGUAGGAAGGGGCAUCGAUGUGACCACGAUGGGCAGGAAGGGGGCCCAUCUGGUCAACAGCAGCCUCUGGCAGCACGAGGACGGCACCUGCACCCUGUGUCAGAACCAACUGCAGGGAGGGCAGUGGCAGAGGCUGCCACUGGCCGUGGUGGACUGGCGGGUCCACGUCUCGUGCCGUCGGAAGCUGAGCAGCUCGGUGCAGCAGUCGGUGAUGGGAAUGAUGGAGUCUGCUGCAUCCCCGGUGCAGAACGACUGGAAGGCGGGGCUGGACGUGCCUGUGAAGCCCAAGGUUAAUGUCCAGGUGGCGCUGGCCGGAUCACAUUCCAAACUGGCCAAUUUCCUGCUAGACCACACGCGGAUGGACAAAUACAGCUUCAUAAGCCACGAGGUCUCCUGUGGCUAUUACAGGUUCCGGGUCAGCGAAAAGCCCCCACUCACCAGCCAUUUCACUCUGGCGCUGGAGAACCUCCCGGGCCAGUACGACAGCAAAUCGAAGGUGGAGUACCAGCAGCUAAUCAGCAACUACGGCACCCACUACAUGUCCCAGCUGCAGCUGGGGGGCCGGGCGCGGGACGUGACGACCGUGCGGGUCUGCGAAGCGGCAUUGAGCAGCUUGACUGACGACGAAAUCAAGGACUGCUUGAGCAUGGAGGCGUCUGUGAGUAUCGGAAUGGGCUCGGUCAAAGGUGGGAACAGCAAGUGCGAGGAGGAGAAGAAGAAGGGGAAGGUCCAGGGGAGCUUCCAUGAGACGUAUCGGGAGCGCCACGUGGAGGUGGAGGGAGGAGAGAGCACGACUGACGUGCUCUUCUCCGGCAGUGAUCCCAAGGUCUUCUCGGCCUGGAUUGAGAGUCUCAAAGGGAACCCUGGCCCGGUGUCCUAUUCGCUGCAACCCAUCCACAACUUGCUGGAGCAGAACGACCCCAAGCAGAAGGCGCUGAGGCAGGCAGUCAGUGAGUACAUCCGUGAGAGGGCCCUGAUGAGAAAUUGCACCCGAAGCUGCCCUCAGGGGACUCAACGCAGCGCCCAUGACCCCUGCUCCUGCGUCUGCCCCGGGGAUACCAUGACCAACACCAUGUGCUGCUCGCGGGAGCGUGGCCUGGGGAAACUGAUGGUCACAGUGAAGAAGGCCAGUGGCCUGUGGGGGGAUUACUUUACCGCUACGGAUGCCUUUGUCAAGGUCUUCUUUGAGAGAAGGGAGAUCCGGACCGGCACCAUCUGGAACAACAACAAUCCCGUCUGGAACGUCCACUUGGACUUUGGUACCGUCCGCAUCACCAGCACCAGCAAGAUCCACAUAGAGGUCUGGGACGAGGACAACAAGUGGGACGAUGACCUCCUAGGAGGCUGUGACAUCCCGCUGGAGGCUGGGGGGCCCCACCAGAAGGAUUGCUACCUGAACCACGGCCGCAUCUGGUUCCAGUACAGCCUGCGCUGCGGGCCCCACCUCGGGGGUCGGAGCUGCCUCGACUAUGUCUCCCAGCCACCCCAGCUGGGAACAGCCAAGGGGAAGGAGGUGGAGGCCUUCUGGUGAGCCCUUGAUUGGAGAGGGUCAUGGAUGUGCACUGGUCACUAGCGCUCCCUGUCCCCCAGAGCAUUUCCUAGUUCCCGCUCUGCUGACACUACUGAGCUUCAUGCUGUCACUCCUGCUCGGGAAUCGGUGUCUUCUAUGCCCCUAAGAGACUGUCUGCUCCUGUGGCCCGAUAUCCUCGCAGCUCCCUCUGGGAAAACAUCCCACCAUGAACCGCCCGUUCCGGAACCAUCAGACCAGUGUGUCCAAUGAUUCCAGCCAUCCAAUGUAUCCAUCUAACCAACAAACAAAGCAUGUACCUACUGCAUCCAACCUAUCUGCCCCCUGAAUCCAGCCAACUGCCAGCAUGUGUAGCAGGUGCAACCAACCAACCAAUGAAUGUUAAGUACGUCCAGUCAACCCAUAUGUGCUGGCAGUGCAACUCAUCCACCACCCCACGUAUCCAUCCACCCACUGUAAUUACCUGUCUAGUGCACCCAGCUGAAAAGAGAUCAUGAGGAGAAAAGCUCCACCCCUGUCCUAUUGUGGCAUCAGGGAUUAACCCUCUGCAGAAACCUGAAGAUACUCCAGCGAUGGGCAAGUUCUAAACACGCAGUGGAUGGGCUGGGCUCCUGGAGGGAGGGUUC